AUGACCUUUGAUUUAGUUCAAGAUAAUCCGAACAUAUCAUUAACGAAACCAACUAAAUCGGAUAUUUCUUUUGCUGGAUCAAAGGUUAUAAUUCUAGGAAAUCCUGAAUUUGGGAAAAAUGGAAAUGUAGGAGACUCAAUUACUGCAUUUUCUCAAGUCAUUAGUCAGCUUAUACAAGAAAAUGGAUUUUCAGACGUUUUUAUAUUAGGAAAACUAUUCGAUUCUCAAUUAUCUUCUGAUUUAAACGAAAUUAAUCUUUUAUCAAACGUUAUAUCACAAAUAAACUGUAAAUUUCAUAUAUUACCAUCAUCACAAGAGCAAAGGAAGAUACAACAACUCCCAAAUAGCGAUAUUGAUUAUAUAAAAACUUUAAUUGCUUCAUUUACCAAAAGAAUUGACUCUGGCCCAAUUAAUUUUUGUUUUACCCACAAUAUUGGAAAUGAAAUUGUGAUUGCUGAAGAUGCCGGAUGUAAUUUUUUAAUGUUUUUAAAAAAUUGCUAUCGCAAUGCAAUUGGAGUACAAGAUUUUCUAAUUAGUUCGUAUGUUGAUGGUAUCUUUGUAGAUUUCAUGCAAAAAGUGGCAUCUACAGGAACAUUUCUUGAUUCUUCUUCAAUAGGAUAUUUAAUCCUAGAUUUUCAAGAAACAGUUCAACUAGAAGUAGUUUCUACUAUACUUCCAGGUAAAUCUCCUCAAAAGAAAUCUCAACCAGCAAAUGAUGAUGAUUGCUGCUGUAAAAUUUGCUAA
Trichomonas vaginalis G3 is the source of this 744-nucleotide messenger RNA. RefSeq lists its product as uncharacterized. Bases 1 to 744 code for a protein of 247 amino acids. The record is from RefSeq and is a predicted model, not a curated record. NCBI's taxonomy places the organism in Eukaryota, Parabasalia, Trichomonadida, Trichomonadidae. The transcript has a single exon.